AUUUCAGUCAUUUAAACUGAGUGUCCAAGCACCAAGGAAUCACAGUGAAGCCAGACCCGAAAGCCUGCAGACUUGUAAAGUUCUUCAAAUUAUUUUAAGUUUUAAUACUGUUUCAACACAUAUCGGGAACAUCGAGAAACAUUGUCACCAUGGCCCAGUUUGGUUUCGAGAACGACAUUCACAACGUUCUGAAGCUUGACAUGCCAAUUACAAAUGCUCCAAUGGCCAGGUGGCAGAGGAAAGCAUCUACAUCGUCAGCUAAGGCUCCUCUUUCACCUGGAAACCGAUCAGUCAGUUCAUCCAAGACCCCCAACAAAACGCCAGGUAAAAAUGGGAAAACUCAGUCUACACCUUCGAAAGUAGGCGGUGACCGAUACAUUCCCACUCGAAAUAACAAACAGAUGGAUGUGGCCAGCUUUUUGCUGUCAAAGGAGAAUGACCAGAUUGAGGCAAACACAUCAACGCAAAACCAAAAGGCUUGGUCUCUGAACCUUAAUGGAUAUGACCUUGAGGAGGCAAAGAUCUUGCACUUGAGUGGAAAACCACUCAAUGCACCUGAAGGUUAUCAGAAUAAUUUAAAAGUACUCUACAGUCAAGUGCCCACACCGGCCUCUUCCAAGAAAAGCAGAUACAUCUCGACUGUGCCAGAGCGUAUCCUUGAUGCCCCGGACAUCCGAAAUGAUUUCUAUCUGCAUCUGAUGGACUGGGGUAGCCGUAACAUAUUGGCUGUGGGCCUGAGUAACACAGUCUAUUUAUGGGAUGCGGCCACUGGUACCAUAAUGCUUUUGAUGAGGAUGGAGCCAGAUGAUUACGUCAGCUCAGUAUCGUGGAGCAAAGAUGGGACUUUUCUCGCUGUAGGCACCAGUGAUUGUAAAGUGCAGUUGUGGGAUGUGGAACACCAGAAACGACUACGCAGCAUGUCCAGUCACACAGCCAGAGUCAGCACUCUCUCCUGGAAUGACCACGUCCUUACAAGUGGAUCAAGGUCUGGUCACAUUCAUCAUCAUGAUGUCCGUGUAGCAGAACACCAUAUCUGUACCCUAAUUGGCCACAGCCAGGAGGUUUGUGGGCUUAAGUGGUCCACCGACGGAAGGUUUUUAGCAAGUGGAGGCAAUGACAACAUGGUGUAUGUCUGGCCAGGUGUCCAGGAGGGUACUGUCAACAUGCAAACCCCUGUCCAGAGCUUCAGUGAACACCAGGGAGCUGUUAAGGCAUUGGCAUGGUGUCCAUGGCAAACAAAUAUCCUAGCAUCCGGUGGUGGUACCAGUGACCGACACAUACGUAUUUGGAAUGUUAGCAGUGGGAAUUGCAUGAGUGCACUGGACACACGUUCUCAGAUAUCCUCAUUGCUGUUUGCACCAAACUACAAGGAGCUGAUCUCUUCACAUGGCUUUGCUCAUGAUAACAUAAUUAUAUGGAAGUAUCCCUCUCUCACCAAAGUGGCAGAGCUUGAAGGCCAUGAAGGCAGAGUUCUGAAUAUGGCCCUCAGUCCAGAUGGCUCCACAGUGGCCAGUGUGGCUGCUGAUGAAACGGUCCGAUUGUGGAACUGCUUCGAAAAAGAUCCAGUUAAAAAGACGACGCAACCCACCAGCAGCAUUAUCCAUCAGCCGAUUCGUUAGAUCUACAGCCUGUGCUUAUGUAUACUGCAGGAGAAUACUUUUAAAACUUUGUACAAAUAUUAUUUUCUCUUUUUCUUCAAUAAAGGAUGUCCCCUACUGGUGACGUGGUUUUA
Molecule: messenger RNA, 1732 nt
Organism: Clupea harengus (Atlantic herring)
Lineage: Eukaryota; Metazoa; Chordata; Actinopteri; Clupeiformes; Clupeidae
Gene: cdc20
Product: cell division cycle 20 homolog
Biological process (GO): anaphase-promoting complex-dependent catabolic process; positive regulation of ubiquitin protein ligase activity; positive regulation of anaphase-promoting complex-dependent catabolic process
Cellular component (GO): anaphase-promoting complex
Molecular function (GO): anaphase-promoting complex binding; protein binding; ubiquitin ligase activator activity
Source: RefSeq, a predicted model, not a curated record